Molecule: messenger RNA, 657 nt
Organism: Saprolegnia diclina VS20
Lineage: Eukaryota; Oomycota; Saprolegniomycetes; Saprolegniales; Saprolegniaceae
Product: thioredoxin 1
Exons: 4
Coding region: 48-575 (175 amino acids)
Source: RefSeq, a predicted model, not a curated record
GCCAAACAUUCUCGCCACUUGCGAAGUCGGACGCCGCCAGCAUAUCCAUGACCUGCAUCUGCAUUGGCCCUCUGUGCCUGCCCAUGGAGGCCGUCCUUCCGUUCCUCCUCGCGCUCCUCUACAAGGCGUGGGCGUGGCUCACAGGCAGCGCGGCGCCCCAAGUGACCGCCACCGCUUCGUGCUGCGCCGCCGAGCCCGGAAGCGCUGGCGCCGACGGCUCCCAAUUGCGCCAGCGCAAGGGCGUGAGCUCGAUUGUUGCGGUCCAUACACGUGCCGAGUGGGACGCGCUGCUGGCGUCGAGCCGCCCCGUGAUUGUCGACUUUACAGCCACGUGGUGCGGUCCGUGCAAGAAGAUUGCGCCCACCUUUGACGCGCUCAGCGAGCAGUACCCGUCGCUGAUGUUUUUCAAGAUCGAUGUCGAUGCGUGCGAUGACAUUGCCGCGACCUGCGGUGUCUCGGCCAUGCCAACGUUCCAUGUCUAUGUGUCGGGCCGCAAGCAGGACGAGCUCUGUGGCGCCAACCCGUCCAAGCUCACGGCGCUCGUUGAGCGCUACGCCGCCUCGUCGUCCGACUAGCAUGCGACGCUGUAGAGCUGCAUCAAGUAAACGCUAGCUGUAAUACGUAGUGCUCGUACGUGGAGUGCGUAUUUGACGCCUU